CGUCACGCAGGUACUCGUUGCGGGACGCGGAGCAGUCAAUAAAGGCACAGUCUCCCACCAGCGUCAAGUCUGCCCACUCCUCAUCCGCAUUUCAUUGUUUCUCCUGCUGUGUAACUUGUGGAGCGCCGCAUUCUCGCAGCCGGCAGCCGCCACCCGACAUCACUGUUGACUUCUAUCACUUCGCUCUUCUAUAUAUCACGCACUUCUUCCCCCCUUAACCUCGUCUCUCUUCCUACCUGCGUUCAUGCACCAUGUUUGAUCUCUUCUAUAGCUCCCUUCUUGGUGGUGCUGCCGUUGUUGUCGCUUUGGUCAUUCUUACCCUGAACAAACAACGCCGCGAUGUAGUCCUAGGUCGUCUGCAUAUCUCACGUCGGCGCAAUUCUGGUUCAAAUACUCCGCCACGCUCCCUAUCCCCAGAUAAGAAAGAGAAGAAAGAAGAUAUCAUUGACUUCACGAUACGCUUCCCGCCAUCUCGCCGCUUCACCUUGACUGGUGGAGAGAAGCCCGGGAAGACGGAAGCGCUUGAACGCCCCGCAUCCCAAACACCACUGCCUAUGAAAACAUCCUACCUAGACGCAGGGCCAGACAUCUACCUCCCCGCGGAGUUCUCGAUCGAGGAAAUCAAAGCGUUGGGUGACUUCCCGGACUAUGCCAAACUAAGUGGUGUACCCUUACCUCAGCCAUACCACCAAUUUGAUAUCAACAAAGCUCUUCCAAGACCGUACCGGCCUUUAAGAUGGGCCUAUCAUCAAACUAUGUCAUACAAAAAGAUGCAGGUUGACUGGUGGCUGGAAUUAGAGAACAACUACCGUUUACGAAUCAAACAACGGCAAGAUCUCUAUGCAGAGCACGGGAAAAAUGUUCUUGAUAGCUUGCCUGGGUCCGAGCUCGCGUGCAAGGAGUUGAUGGAGAUGUCGUUGCAGUUUCUUGUCGCCCGCUAUCCUCACUACUUCCGUUUGGACAAGGACAAGAUGAUCUUUCACAAUGCCAUCUUGAACACCGAGUCGCACCUCAAAACGACGGAUCCGCUAGAAGUUAUCCUCAACAAUAUCCCAGAAGACUUCGCCAUCAUGCUCCGAGAACCAGACACAGGCUACUACUUCUUCCGCGCUGGCGUGAUCUGUAGUUCGCUCGGCUGGGACCUGGGAUCCAAAAUGGGCAUGCAGCUUCACGAGAUCCAUGCCCCUAUUCCCGAUUAUGAGACCAUGCGAAAUUCCAUGGACAAAUAUUUCUCCGUCCUGCCCACCGACUUACCCAUCCAACGCGGCUCUUGGGGACUCGAAGUCGACGAACCCCUGUACAUGCCCCCGGGUCACCCUCACGAAAAACACCGCGACGUACAACACGCCGACCUCGACAUCACACGCUGUAAUCUGCGUGUCGACUGGCAGACCCUACGCCGCCUGCCGCUCUCUUCGGGUAUUGUCUUCAACUUUAAAGCCAUCUUCACCCCUGUACAGACAUUCCGCGAUGAGCCCUACGUCCCAGCUCUACUGCUUAAGAUAUUGAAGGAGGGGAAGAAAAGUCUGAUGGAAUAUAAGAACACAUGGCAUACGGAGCAUGUAGUUAUACCGAGCUUAGAGGAGUAUGCGAAAGAGCAGGUAGAGAGGGGGAUUGUGCUGGCGGACUGGGAGGUCGGGAGUUUGGAUGAGUAUCCAUGGUUUCCGGGAUGGGAGGAGAAGUGGCAUAAAGAGCAGGGGUAUUGAGUUGAAGAGCGAGGGAUGGGGGAGAAGUUUAGUUGUUUUGAGACAGUGGUGGGUUCGGACUGGCAGAACACCCUUUGAGGUGUGUUUCAGCAAUGAGGCAAGGGGGUGACGAAAACACCGUCGUGUUUUGAGAUAUGGUCCGACCGCAUGAUGGUAUGACUGACCACUAGUGAAGUACGUCGGGGCACGCCUCGGAGAUUGGCGGUUCUUGUUAUAGAGCACCAUGCAUAGCGCAAACGACAUAGGGAGCAUCGGAGUUGACGGUAUUGGGAUAGGCAUCUUAUAUCAAUUCCAAAGCAUGGACGAUGUCAGCCGUCACGAGUUGACUAAUAAAUCUCACAUGGUU
Mytilinidion resinicola is the source of this 2052-nucleotide messenger RNA. RefSeq lists its product as uncharacterized. Bases 252 to 1706 code for a protein of 484 amino acids. The transcript is spliced from 3 exons. The record is from RefSeq and is a predicted model, not a curated record. NCBI's taxonomy places the organism in Eukaryota, Fungi, Ascomycota, Dothideomycetes, Mytilinidiales, Mytilinidiaceae.